AGUAGGAUCACGGUUCGCCUUUUCAACAAGGUUCCUCACCCUCAUCGGCGAUUCCUGCCCAUUGGCCAUUCCUCUUCAGCUCCUGGCGGCUACCGCUGCACAGCAAGCGACGCGAAAGACUCAAAGCCCAGAAUGGAUGUUCCCUGCGAGUCUGAGCUGCUUAGGGACGAAACCUAGGGCUUUGGCAAAUGGGGAUGGGUAUUUUACCGGUGUACCUACGAUGAUGAUGAUGCUUGGGCUCGCUUCAGAGACAUCAUCAAUCACACAUCCCGAAAACACAGAGAGUUCUACGAAUAUCCGGAAAUACUCGAUAAGAUGGAAUGGACGUUCUUGGAAGACAAGCAACAACUCGAUGGCGCUUCCACGGCAAAGUUGCGUGAUCACUUCCGCGAGUGGGUGAAGCAAUCAGCACCACCAAGGAAUUCAUCAGAAACCCGGCCCCGAGAGCCCAACCCACCCGGCCUAGAAAGCAGUUUUGACAACACGAUGUCUGAUGAAUACUUUGUCCAAGUAGACGAUACAUCGCUGCGCAGUAUCGUCUACAAGGAGUUGCCGCCGGCCGAAGCCAACCUGGACAUCCGCGGACACAUCAAUCUGGUGAGCGCCGAGUGGGAACCCGCGCGACUGGAGGAUUACCAUGGAGACCGUGUCAUCGAAGACCAUUUCAGCUUUCCGGAACUUGAGGGAUGCACUGAGGAGAAUGUUGGUUGGAUGAGGUUGGCGGGGAGUGAAGUUGGCCUGUCUACCUUUGAGAGGAUCCCUCAUCUGUGGUACAUCGUUUAUGAGAGACCUCCUGAUAUCUUGUACCGCGUGUAGGUAAUCGGAUCAAUUCCCAAAUAUAUGCAAGACGCUAGUAGUGGAAGAUCAUUGUGUGCUUUUUGUUGGUUACUUGCUUUUACCUAUGUCCUUCAAACUUCC
Molecule: messenger RNA, 918 nt
Organism: Colletotrichum godetiae
Lineage: Eukaryota; Fungi; Ascomycota; Sordariomycetes; Glomerellales; Glomerellaceae
Exons: 1
Coding region: 316-816 (166 amino acids)
Source: RefSeq, a predicted model, not a curated record